This is a messenger RNA of Paramecium tetraurelia, 372 nucleotides long. RefSeq lists its product as uncharacterized. The record is from RefSeq and is a predicted model, not a curated record. The transcript has 2 exons. Lineage: Eukaryota; Ciliophora; Oligohymenophorea; Peniculida; Parameciidae.
AUGUCAUAUCAAUAAAGAAAGGGCAUAAAAAACGAAAGUAUAGCAGAAUAUUUAGGUUAAUAAUUUAACAUUUAAACAUCAAAAAUUAAUGUGAUUCCAAUCAAAAUUAUGAGUCCUUAGAAGAGUCCUGGCAGAUUAUCAAAAUAAAAAAUUAUAAUUCAAGAAUGGAAGGCUCCCCUGAGAGAUUACGAAAUCUAUGUUUUAUUUCUAAUAAUGUGGUAUCUGAGUUUAGGAUUAGAUAAAUUGACGGGAUUGCCUUAAAGCGAAUUUCCAUAAACACAAUGGCCAAGGAAAUUUGCUUCCCCAAUAAAUUUAUUUAUAGUGUUCAUUAUUCUUUAUGGUUUCUUAACAAUCAUUUUCACGUUCAUUUGA